AUGAUGGACGCCGCCAACCCUGCCAAUGCGGCCAACGCGGCCAACGUGGUCAACGCCGCCAACAGGGCCAACGCGGUCAACGCCGCCCGCGUGACGGCGCUGCGGGGGGCGAUCGAGCGCAGCAGCCUGCGCAAGGGGUUCGUGCAGGACGUGAAGAGCAACUGGGAAAUCAAAAGCCUCAAGUUCGGAAUUAUGGACAAGGAGGAGAUAAUCAAAUGCUCCGAAGUGAAAAUUCUAAACAGAGAAAUGUACAAGAACAACACGGGAAUACCGUACCCUUACGGAGUUUUAGAUCUCAAACUGGGAGCCCACAAGAGCAACUCCCUAUGUGAAACAUGCCACCGGAAUUUUAUGAACUGUUCAGGUCAUUUUGGAUACAUAGAAUUGAACUACCCGCUCUUCCACGUGGGGUACUACAAAUACAUCAUCUACAUUUUGUAUUGCAUCUGUAAGGUGUGCUCGCACAUUCUGCUCACGAAUGAGAAGCUGGAGUUCUAUACCAACCUGAAGAGACGCACAGUUGAGGAUAAGUUUUUUAAGAGGCACAUCUUUAAGAAGAUCCUUAACAGCUGUAAGAAGGUCACCAAGUGCUACCGCUGUGGGUACCCCCAGGGGGUAAUAAAGAAAAUCAUCAAGCCGAGUUUAGACCAAUUUAUGAAGCUCAAGCAUGUAAUUAAGACAAAGGAAAAUGGCAAAAUGGUAAUCAAAGAGGACGAUUUGAAUAGCCUCUAUGUAUUGAAUCUAUUUAAAAAUAUGAACCCAUAUCAUGUGAAACUUCUAAACGUGGAAAGCCCAGAGAAGCUCCUCAUAACAGCGUUGCUGGUACCUCCCAACACGAUUAGACCGUCUGUGGUUAUUGAUGAGCAUGGCACAGCAGAGGAUGACUUGACAUGCAUCCUUUCGGAAAUUACCCAACUGAAUAACACCAUCAAUAACCAGUGCAGUAAUGGCUACCAGACGAACCAGUUCCUUGGAAACGUAGAAUUUCUGCAGCUACAAAUUACGAGGUUUAUUAAUAGCGAUUCUCCUGCCGUUUCGCAGUUACUUGCUACUCAAAAUAUUUCUAAACCGGGGAGGGGGAUUUGCCAACGGUUGAAGGGGAAGGAGGGUCGCUUCAGGUGCAACCUAUCGGGGAAAAGGGUCGAUUUCUCAAGCAGAACUGUCAUUUCGCCUGACCCCAAUAUCUCCAUCGAUGAGGUGGUGGUCCCGGAAAGCAUUGCCAUGAGGCUCACCUACCCGGAGAAGGUCAAUCGGUAUAACAUGGCGAAGCUGAAGAGGCUCAUACGGAACGGGACGAGCACCUGGCCGGGCGCCAACUACGUCAUUAAGAAGGCGUGCGGCCAGGGGGGGGCCUCCCCGCGGGGGGACUCCCUCAUCGACGUGGUGAAGCGCUACGUGGGCCAUCCCAGCGGUGUGCUUCUCCCCACCGCCGCCUCAGUGGGAGACCCGCGCAGGGGCAACCCCGCCAUCAACAAAAUCAGCCUCAAGUACGCCAACAAAAGGCUCGUGGUGGAGAACCUGCAGGUGGGGGACGUGGUGGAGCGGCACCUGGUGGACGGAGACAUCGUGCUGUUCAACCGGCAGCCCUCCCUCCACCGAAUGUCCAUCAUGUGCCACAAGGCGAGGGUCAUGAAGUACAAGACGUUUAGGUUCAACGAGUGUGUGUGUUCUCCCUAUAAUGCCGACUUUGAUGGGGAUGAGAUGAACCUACACGUGCCGCAAACGGAGGAAGCCAGAGCAGAGGCCCUAUACCUCAUGAAUGUAAAGAACAAUUUGAUUACGCCCAAAAAUGGGGAAGUGAUCAUAGCCUUGACGCAGGACUUCCUGUCAGCUUCGUACGUCAUCACCAAUAAGGACACCUUCCUCGAUAGGGACUCCUUCUGUUUGCUCUGCUCCUACUUCUCGGAUGCGAAGGUGAAUAUAGAUUUGCCUGUUCCGGCGAUUCUAAAACCGAAGGAGCUUUGGACAGGCAAGCAGUUGAUAAGUGUGCUCAUCAAACCAAACACAAAGGAAAAUACAAUCAUCAAUUUUGAAAUAAAGGAGAGGGAAUAUUCCACGAAAAAUGGGGAUCUCAAACAUAUGUGUUUGAACGAUUCUUACGUAUGUUUCUACAAGUCGGAGUUAAUUUGCGGCUCUUUGGGGAAGAAGGUUCUAGGGUCCUCUAAGUAUGGCCUGUUUUACUACCUCAUCCACCACAACUCCUCCUACGUUGCUCUAAAAAUUAUGAAUCGCUUUUCCAAGCUGACUAGUAGAUAUUUUUCUAACAAAGGAAUGACCAUAGGGAUUGAUGAUGUCACCCCAUCGGAUACUCUCCUUCAAAAGAAAAAGGACCUCCUCCAAGCGGGUUACGAAAAGGUUAACAGAGAGAUCGCCCUCUAUAAUGAAAAGAAAAUGCAAAUACAACCCGGAUGUACUUUAGAAGAAACUCUAGAAAUUAAAGUAAAAAAUAUAUUAGAUGAUUUACGUAACGAUGCAGGGAAGACAUGCAACCAGUAUUUGGAUCACUUAAAUAAGCCACUUAUCAUGUUUAACUCUGGAGCUAAGGGAGCUCUCAUUAACAUCGCUCAGAUGAUUGCUUGCGUGGGACAACAGAACGUUACCGGGCAGAGGAUUCAAAACGGAUUCAUUAAUAGGACUCUCCCUCAUUUUAACUUCCACUGUAAAGAUUCCGAGAGUAGGGGCUUCGUGCAGAACUCCUUUUACACGGGGCUCAACCCAACUGAGUUUUUCUUUCACACCAUGUCUGGCCGAGAGGGGCUCGUAGACACGGCUGUCAAAACCGCCGAAACGGGGUACAUGCAGAGGAGACUCAUGAAGGCCCUCGAGGACCUAUCCAUUCAUUACGACUUCUCAGUUCGCUCGUGCGAUAAACAGAUCGUUCAGUUCAUCUACGGCGACGACGCUCUGAACCCCUCCUUCGUGGAUAACAACAAUUCCUAUGCGCACCAAUUUGACAAGAUCUUCGACCACAUCACCUCCAUUUCGUCCAGCAACAUUCUGCUCGCCUACGGCAGGCCCCCCCCCAAGCGAUCAGCGGGGGAAGCGGCGACGAAGCGGUUAUCUGGGGUAGCGGGGUUAGCGGCGCCCAAGCAGUUAGCCUUGUCUGCUGGGUCAGCGGUGCCCCCUAACCGCUUCGUCGCCGCCUCCCCCAUUUCCCGCAUCGCCCACCGGGUGGCCGCCAAGAUGAGCGCCCCCGACGCGGCGCCCUUCAUCCCCCUGGAGCACGACGAGCACUUCGUGCGGAUGGUCAUGCAGCGGGAGGGGCGCGCCCGCAGCGGCGGUCAGUCAGUGGAAGCGGUGGAAGAAUCAGCGGAAGAAUCAGCGGAAGAAGCGGAAAUAAAGGGCGCCCUGAGUGUCUCCAAGCCGCCUCAGCAGCGCCACCACCAGAGUGAAACCGAUGAAGGGGCGCCCGCCCAAAACAACUGCGUCCUGCCGCCGCUCCAACACCAGGCCAUUGCAAAAUUCGUAAACGACUAUCGAAACGUAGUCGAGAUAAAGAAGCUGGUGGAUGAGAAGCAGGUCUGCCUGAGCGAGUCGGAAAGGCAGCUCGUGCGGGGCAUGUACAGCCGGAUGAGCAAAAACGUGGUGAAGAAGAUAGAAAUUGUUAACACGGUGUACCGGUCCGAGAGGGAGAAGGCGCGCAGGGGGAGGGCAAACGGGGGGGGAGCGACGAAUGAAGUGGGUGUGACGGAAGCGGCGGGCACUACGAACGUGGUAGGCGUGACGGAAGCGGCGGGCACUACGAACGUGGUAGGCGUGACGGAAGCGGCGGGCGUGCCGGGCAGAGACACCACUAUCGCUCACGCACAGGGCUACUUCCCCCGCAGGAGGAAAAGGCAGGCACAGCCGCACGUGGAGGAGGCGGCCCGGCUGUACGAAAGCAAGCUAUACAGGCAAAUGAUAAAAAACGUAAUCGCAUUCGUGAGCGUCUUCGAGCACGUCGAAAAGAAGAAGCAACACUUCAUCUUGCUGCCCUACGAAGUGGUGGAGUGGACCGACUUCCUCCUAAACUACCUGCCAGAGUUGAUGCCAACAAACAUAUAUGUGCAUACGAAACUGUCUCAAAGGGAAAGCCCCACUCAUCAGGAGAGGACCAAAGCGAUGAAUAUCUUUAUGAAAGAAAUUAAAAAAUGGCUAGUUGUGAAAGCCAUCAAUGUGUAUAAGUACUUUAGGCAUAAGAAGGGGCUUCACUUGAUGAGGCGAAGCGAUUACCUCAAUUUCGUCUGCCCAGAGACGUAUGAGCCAUCUUGCCGUUACCUCAUUUACGAUUACCCCUUUGUGAAUUUGAAGCAGCUGUACUUGUUCAUUUUUUUUAAUGUCUCGAAAUAUUUUAAGUAUAUCUCCGCUCCGGGGGACGCCGUGGGGUCCAUUUCGGCCCAGUCCAUUGGGGAGCCCGGCACGCAGAUGACGCUCAAGACGUUUCACUUCGCAGGCGUGGCGAGCAUGAACGUGACCCUGGGCGUGCCAAGAAUCAAAGAGAUCAUAAACGCGUCGAGCACCAUACAGACGCCCAUCCUGAACAUCCCCCUGCAGGUGAAAGACAGCUACAACUUUGCCCUAAUGAUGAAGUCAAAAUUAGAGAAAACGACCGUUAGAGACAUCUGCCUCUACAUAAAGGAGGACUACACCGCUCGAGGCAUCUUCCUCUCUGUGAAAUUCAACGAGCAACUCAUCCACAACCUUUUCCUAAACAUAAAUGCGUAUACCAUUAGGGAUAUCAUAAUGAGGCAGAGUCAUAUCAGCAAGAUAAAGAUUAAUAAAAUUCUUGUGGAGGUGGUGGAUGCGUACAAGCUGCACAUGUCUCUGAAGAACGACGAGUUUUUGUUUUUCCAAAUGGAGGCCCUGAAGAAGGGGCUGCUGGACCUGCUCAUUCACGGCGACAAGGACAUAAAGCGCUGCAUCAUAAAGAAGGAGGAGGUGGAGGUCACGGACGGGGAGGCCAGCGGUGGGGAGGAAAGCGGUGGAGUGGUAAGCGGUGAACUGGUGCAACCAAGCGGUGAACUGGUGCAACCAAGCGGUGAACUGGUGCAACCAAGCGGUGAACUGGUGCAAACCACCGCGAAGGAAGGCGCCGGUGAGGCUAAGCUGCGAAGCAUCAUGGAGGCCUUCGACGUCCAAAUGAAGCAAGAAAUGUCAAAGGGGGAGAUCCCACCAGGGGCGGAGGGAGAAGACGAACCCGUCGUCCACCUAGACACCAUCAAUAUAGACGCCCUGAAUUUUGAAAAAAUAAAUAUAAAUCAAAUAAGGCAUGAAAAAAUUGACCAUUACGAUCGCGAUGGGAAUCUGUACAGUGGAGGGAAUGGGCCGGAAUGCGAAGAAAAAAAAAAAAAAAAAAAAAAAAUAAUUUACUCUAUUCUUGUAGAGGGCAACUCGCUGAACUACGUCCUGGGGUUGGAGGGCGUAGACUUCAAGCACAUCAUUUCGAACCACGUGAUUAACGUUUUUCAGGUGCUGGGCAUCGAGGCCGCCAGAGUCACCAUCAUCAAUGAGAUAAAGAAGUGCGUCGAGGCCUACAGCAUCGACAUCGACAUUAGGCACAUCAUGCUGCUCGCGGAUAUCAUGGCCUUCACGGGAGACAUCCUCGGGAUAAACCGCUUCGGCAUCCAGAAGGCCAGGCACAGCACGCUCAUGCUGGCGUCCUUCGAAGAGACAAACGAGCACCUCUUCGUUUCCUCCUUCUUCAAAAACAGAGACGAAAUAAAUAACAUCAGCGAGAGCAUCAUUGUGGGCAAGAACAUCCCCAUUGGCACGGGUGCCUUCCAGCUCCUCUACGACUACAAGUUCAACCGAGAGGAAAGGAAGCUCACCCUCCUGGAACGGGCUCAGCAGGAGAUGGCCUAACGGAGAGAUCUCACAACGGAGAGAUCUCACAACGUGGGGAAGGCAUGCCGG
This is a messenger RNA of Plasmodium vivax (malaria parasite P. vivax), 5892 nucleotides long. RefSeq names its product DNA-directed RNA polymerase III largest subunit, putative. Gene Ontology annotation, molecular function: DNA binding; DNA-directed RNA polymerase activity. Lineage: Eukaryota; Apicomplexa; Aconoidasida; Haemosporida; Plasmodiidae. The transcript is spliced from 4 exons. The record is from RefSeq and is a predicted model, not a curated record. Gene Ontology annotation, biological process: DNA-templated transcription. The coding region runs from base 1 to 5841 and encodes 1946 amino acids.